CGCGUGCGCUUAGAGUCCUUCAGUUGGUGACUGGCUGUUGGGUCUAGUGGACGAAAGACACAAGAAACUACCCUUGAGGAAUUCACAGUUCAGUGCGCAUUAACAAAUUUUGCAAUUACAAGCCGAGGUAAUCUGGAAGGAGAGAUCCGCAAGGACGUUCUGCGAUUGUCUGCUUCGACAAAGUCAAAAGGACAAGUUGAAGGGAAGACGAGAAAAAUCGCAGUGUAAGUUCGACGUUGGCUCGAAGAGGCACGGUUGAGGUUCGGGCUGUUGACGGGACAGAGUGAAGAUCUCCGAGGGAACAGAAAGAAGCAAUGAACAUGAAGGUGGACAGCCUUCUCGUGGUCUGUGGCAUGGUCUGGCUGGUUCUACUAGUGGCCAUCCUAACCGAUGUCAGUGCUAAACCCCUUAACGAGCCAGCAGAACUCCAGUCUAGGAGACCCCGCCACAGGUUGAGUCUCCAAUUCUCCCGGACUGUUCCUGAUUUUGUAGCGGGCGCCCUGGACCAGCUGCAUCAUCGCGAAAAGCGAUUCCCCAGAGUGCCGAUGGGAAGUCCGUGUAAUGCAGACAGUCAGUGUCCGGGAAACUACUGUUGCGCCAUGAAGCUAGGCAAGGCCGUCUGUAUGCCGAGGCUGGUACGAGGCAGGACGUGUAUGAUCAACGGACCACAAGCCUACUCACCCCACCUUUUCUUCACGCAGUGCCCGUGCAACAGCGUAGAGGGAUUAUCGUGCCAACGCGUAGGGCACGGCAACCGCGGUAUCUGCAGCUAAAAAGCCGUGUACCAGACUCGAGUAUAUAGCCCCAGCAUGUACAGAAACAACAUCAACCACAUCCACAAAGACAACGCCACCAAGUAACAAGUCGACAUGACUGUAGCUGUGAAUGCCAGUCCAAACGAGCAGCCCACGACCCUGUGACUCUCGGUCGUGGUUCCACCAAAACUUCUUUUUGUAAGUCACGCAAGAUACUGUAGAAUUCGGCCUGUACAUUUUGGUAUAGCUCUGCACUGCACGUACCCUCCUCCAAGGCAAUCAAGGCACCGCAAAUGCACAGCACGAAUUUAGAGACAAACAACCAAAUAAAGAACAAAGAUUAAAGGCAACGACUGAAUUUCCUUUGAAAACAACGCUGUGUACUUUUUACUGUACUGCAGUACUCCAUGUGUGUUUCUGCACCACCCCUUGACAUGACAACUUCGCUGGUGAGAGAAUGGAAUUGUACCUUAAUCGGUCCGGAAACUUUACCGAAACAAAAUAGAUGUAUUAACUUUAGAAAGGACGAAUGGACUUGCCACAAUGGCCAACGCAGACGAUGAGUAGGUACUAACAACCGUGAGCCAGGUGAGGAUGAAAUGCAGCCUUGACCUUCGCUUCCUCUUUAUCGUUCCGAUCACUGUGGACGAUUUGGUUGCAUUAAAUGCUUUCUAUACCUGUCCAUCAAAUAACCCUGGCGACCGACGAUUGUGGAGAAGUGAUACGCCUCUUCAUGCAACAUCCAUCCACUUCACUGACAACUUGAGAGAGUAGGAAUGGACUGCGACAGUGAGCAGAUUGUGACUGACCGUUUAUCAACAGCUUUGUGUAUUUCUUUGUCAGUGAUGCUGUUUGUUUCUAUGCGGGUAUUCUUCUCAUCGCGGGAGGAAAAAUUUCCGUGUAUUCUUUUGUCACUUUGAGCUUUCACAAAAACACAGAACUUAUGUAUUCUUAUUAUCAAGAAAGGAAAAGUCUAUUUGGAAGUUUGCCGCCCUCUUCCGUAGUAAAGUAGUUUUGUGAAAGAGGCCUUGUAGCUCAUUGAUAUCCAAGGCCACUUGGUGAUUCGGCUACGGUGCUGUGUGUAUUAGUCCCCCUCCACCGACAAAAAUAGGACCUUUCUUGACGUCUUUGUGCGCGCUAUUCACAUGUAAGGCCUGUUAAACAAAUUCACUGCAUUAGAGAUAAAGAGAUAAUUUUUCUUUAAAUACAAGGCUCUCGAUUGAAAGAGAGAUUUUGCAAAUUCAAUGUCCCUGGUUCCCUGUAUGAUAUUCUUGCUCGCAGUGGUCUCUCACCUAACUUCAUUCCCAAAUUGUGCGGGUGUUUGAAAUUGCAGUUAUUUUCGAACUCGCCUCUGUAGAAACUUCGUUCCGCCGUAGCAUCUGUAGAAAUAAGGAUCGCUCCAAAAGGAAUUUAUGCCCAAUCUAAUAAUUUUCACCCUGUUUUUUCUCAGCACUUUGCCAACACAGUGUUAGUAUAUAUUGAUAUUUAAAAACUAUUUAUUUAUAAAAACUAUAAAAUGUAUAACUUGCCUUUCUUGGUUUUGAAUCAGUGGCUCUCUGAAGAAGACGAGUUAGCCAAAAGUAACGCCUUGCUAUUCAAACAGAUUGACGGGAAAUUUGUACGUAAUUAUAAAGAAAAAAUACUUCGUGUAUAUAAUGACUACUGUACAUAAAAUGUACUGAGACGAAAUGUACCGUAUGCCGACAAUGUCGCGUAUAACUGCUUUGCUCGUGUGAUUAGAAUAAGCAGCUUCAAAGUGCAUUUGACGUCCCCCGCCAUUACCGCAUGCCAGUAAGCUGAUAGACGGUAGAGAUAAAUUAUGCAGAAAAAAAUAUAUUUUGUGAGAAACUGAUGAAGUUUAAUUAUUCGAACUUCCUGCACUAUCGAGAAACAAAUUGUUUGAUGUGGCGUUUGGGAGCUUGAAAUUGAGUGAUUUUUUUUAUUGUGAUAUUGUCGCUGUUUGGUUUAAAACGAUUAUCCUAGCACAAUAUAUAUGGCGAUAUCGCCCUUCUGCGAAAUCGCCCCAAAACACAAAACCAGCAACAAAACGAGAUUUUGUACACGUCAUGUUUUUGCUUGACGCAUCCAGCCCCGAUCAACACUUUGAAUUCGAGAUCCACUUGCCUUCAUAAUUUACGAGAUAUGGCCAUCAUGAGGCAAUGUCCCGCGAAGGUUCAGCCUUGUUGGGCCUGAGUAAAUACCGAUUUCUCGCACAGCAUGGAGCGGGUUGAUUGAAGGAACGCGUGGCCGGGAGCAAGGACACAAACAUUGUCCAUCAAGCGCCUCUCUCGCCGCAAUUACUAAUAGAAUAUACCAGGCUUUCGUGUCAUUAAACAAUCGCAAACAUCAAAAAAUAAAAAAAACAUUAAAGCGGAUGUCUAGGUUUCUCCACUUCCACCAAAACAUUACACCAAUAUUUAGGCCAAAUAGAAUGAGUGUGUGGUUGCAAAUGAUAUCGUUUACUACUUCGAAUUGCUAAGAUCUCGACCAAGGUUGGUCUCAAACACGAAAUGAUAAAUUUGCUCAGCAAGUAUGAGAAAAACGGGUGGUUUUAUGCUACAGUUAGCUACAUAGAAUGUCAUGAUUACUGGUCUAUUCUUUACCUUUUGCGCUUCUUCCAGUGAUACUUUGGUCCAAGAGGAGACAAGGAUUGAACGGAAUUGCAUUAAUUAACCCCCCAGCCAUCGAUAUCGCCUGCUUUAAAUAUUGCUCAACAUUCUCUGCUCGUCAGUAGUCGGCUGUGUGGCAUACAAGAUGUGUAUAAUUGUUGAUUUUUUGAGUGUAUGUUCAUCGCUAUUUUAUGUUGUGUAAAUUAUUCUCUGUGAUUAAAUUAUUGAUUCUUUAAAUUAUUCACAAGACAAAGCUUAGAUGUAUUCAAAUUAUGUCGAUGGAAAAUAAAGAGAAAGAAAGAUCAAAAUGAA
Molecule: messenger RNA, 3676 nt
Organism: Acanthaster planci (crown-of-thorns starfish)
Lineage: Eukaryota; Metazoa; Echinodermata; Asteroidea; Valvatida; Acanthasteridae
Source: RefSeq, a predicted model, not a curated record